Cololabis saira (Pacific saury) is the source of this 1231-nucleotide messenger RNA. RefSeq names its product ester hydrolase C11orf54 homolog. The transcript has 8 exons. The coding region runs from base 80 to 1039 and encodes 319 amino acids. Gene Ontology annotation, cellular component: nucleus. NCBI's taxonomy places the organism in Eukaryota, Metazoa, Chordata, Actinopteri, Beloniformes, Belonidae. Gene Ontology annotation, molecular function: hydrolase activity, acting on ester bonds; zinc ion binding. The record is from RefSeq and is a predicted model, not a curated record.
CCGCAGAAGUGCAGGCAUUAGGUUUUUUCCUGCACAACCAAAACGCUGUCAAAGCACAUUCAGCACUUCAGCAAGAAUCAUGGCAGAUACCAGCAAAACUGAGAAAGUGCAGCUCCACACCCCGGCUUUAGAGGAGCUACGUGGAGUAUUGCAGACAGGACUGGGAAGCAACUUUGCAGAAGUUCAAGUGAGUGUCGUGGAAUGUCCAGAUCUUACCCAGGAUCCUUUCCGGUUUCCUGUCAAGGGGCUUUGUGGAAAUCCUCGCAUUACUGAUGUUGGAGGUGUACCGUAUCUCAUCCCUUUGGUUCAAAAGCAUAAGGAAUACAACAUGAACACAAUAUCAAAGGAGCUGGAGCUGCCAGGAGCUUUCAUCCUGGGUGCAGCAGCUGCCCCCUCCAGAAUUGUUGGAAUGAAUGCAGAGCUGAUGCCUCUGGUUCUCACUGAAGUACAGGGAAGGCCUGCGGUGAACAGCAGCUACUUUUCCUCCAUCAACCCAGCCGAUGGGCAGUGUCUGCAAGAAAAAUACAGCGACAAAUUCUCUGACUGCAACUUUGGACUUCUGGGCAAUCUGUAUGCUUGUGAAGGGAAACCUGGAAAAGUUAUAGAAGUUCGGGCCAAGAAGAGAACCGGCAGCCACAGUCUGGUGACGGCCCUGAGGACGACUCUUGAAACUCACUACCCUGAUAAAAGCCUUGCACUUGGAGGAACCUUCAUCAUCCAGAAAGGGAAGGCUAAAAUCCACAUCAUGCCAAGAGAGUUCUCGCCCUGCCCCCUCAACUCCAACGAUGAUGUCAACAACUGGCUCAAGCACUUUGAAGUCAGCGCUCCGCUCAUCUGCCAGUCAGUGCUGGUAUCCAGAGACCCUGGCUUGGACCUGCGUGUGGAGCACACCCACUGCUUCAGCCACCAUGGUGAAGGUGGUCACUACUACAUUGACACCACCCCUGACAGUGUGGAGUACCUGGGAUACUUCAUGCCCGCAGAGUUUGUCUAUCGUGUCGACAGGCCCAAAGAGACACACAAAGUCGGCCGAGACUGAAAAGAAUGAUUAGUCAUAUCUGUUACCUAUAUGAACUCAAACUCACGAUAAACAUAGUUUAAAUCAUUUCAGAUCAGGACUUGUGUUUCACAUAUUUCAAAAUUACAACUCCAAAUAAAGUUUUCUUCUGAAAAAAGGUAUCACCUAAAAUAUGUAUGACUCUUGCAUUAAAGUCACAUUUGAAUAAUAUUG